Messenger RNA from Eimeria acervulina, 1491 nucleotides. RefSeq lists its product as hypothetical. The record is from RefSeq and is a predicted model, not a curated record. The transcript has a single exon. Bases 1 to 1491 code for a protein of 496 amino acids. Lineage: Eukaryota; Apicomplexa; Conoidasida; Eucoccidiorida; Eimeriidae.
AUGUCGCAGCCACUGCUGAACCAGAGGAAGUUGCCCGUAAAAAACACUCAAACAGCAACAGGAGCAGCAGAAACAUCAAAAAUAACCCCCAAAAUAGGAGCAACAGUCACCGCGUCCUCACGUGAGCCUGGGUUCCCUGCGGACGCAGCACGGGUGCGCCCCAAGACAAGCACAACAGCAACUGCUAUUGCACGUGGUGGAGACUUACACAUCCAGAAACGCACGCCCGUGAAUAGGGACGGAAGUCUCCAAGAGAAAAAAGCAGCGGCAACAGCCUCAGAGCAUCCCAUAUCACCGCGUUUAUCUCCUGUCGCGCGGGGCCGGGGUAAGGCGGCAGCGACACCAAAGACUACAAUAUCAGUGACAGGAAAGAUACUACGUGGCAAUCUCAAGCCUACGCAUCCGGAGCCUCAAGAGUGCAGUGGAGGAACGCGGUCGACCGCCUUAACUGCAGCAACUCCAGAGGCAGCAGCAAAAGCAGCAACUCUUCAGCAGGCGGCCGCAGCAAACCUGCAGAAUUCCAUAGCGAUGCGAGCAAUGCGCCCGAUGACUCUAGCGGAGACGGUGUCAGCAGAUGCCACGACAGUUCCACAAAAGCCAGCACCAGUAGGAAAGCCAUCUGCAGAACUCGUAAGAGCAGCAAGACCUGCAGUGCUAAAAGCUGCAAAAUCAGGAAACCCACGGACGUGUGCACCAGCGCCACAGCUCUCAAGUAAGCGAAUGGGGCCCCUGCUUCCUGCUUUGGGGGCCCCUAGCGCACAACCGAGGCGAGCAACAGCAGAUGGAUCGCCGACGGGUCCCCACAAGGCAGCUGUUGCCUAUGCCCCUCUCCGGCCUAGGCGGGAUAGGUUGCUUGGAGACGCAGGAAGUUCAGCUGAGGCAGCAGCAACAACUCCAGCGACGGCCCCUGCAGCGGCAACAGCUGCAUUAACAACUGCGCCAACUUCAAUGGCAAAAUCUCCAAAGUCAACACUGGAGCCUGCCCCUGCAUUCUAUAGAUGCGCUGCACCCAACACGGGGAAGUCGCAACGACUGUUGACGCUCGGUGCUGGUGCUGCCUCCGGGAACAUCCCAAGUCAGCCAUCAGUUGCUAGACCAGGGGAGAGCAAGGCCUCCACUCGUGUCACGGGGAAAGGCUCUCCAAAGUUUUCCAGUGCAACAGGAAUGGCGCCCAAACCCAUAGCUGAUGCCGUGGCGUCCAUAGCUGGGACUCGGCAGGCUGUUAAUACUGCUCCACGGAGUGCCAACGCUGCAGUUACCAAACCAGAGGCCCCCAAGCCAGCAGCUGUUGCGGUAGGGGCCAUCAAGGCAGAUGCUGUUGCCGCCGCGGCCCAAGGACAGUCUGACAAACCGCAUGCUGAUGGGGAGAGAAUACCCAAUGCAGCCCCAGUAGGCUUCACCAUAGCACCCAGGCCGCUGGGAGCCAGACUGGUGUCCCGUCUCUCGGGUCUUUUCAAGAGGUCGGGAAGCAAGGAACUGAAGAAUAAGUAG